UCUAAAAAUAUUCAUUGCUAGAUUCAAUCAUUAUGGAGCAUUCCAAAAUAUCCACUUUAGUCCAAAUAUGUAUUCUUCUUCUAUUUCAUCAAUUUUUAGCUUCAAUGACAGUUUCAGCCUUUGCUUAUCAAUCAACUCCACAAAACUUCAUCAAUUGCGUCUCAUAUAACUCAGACCUUUCCACACUCCCACUCUCUAACACAAUCAUCUUCACACCAAACAACUCCUCAUUAUUCACUUCAACUCUACAAUCUUCAGCUCAAAACCUUCGUUACUUGUCUCCUUCAUCUCCCAAACCCGAAUUCAUCUUCACUCCGUUGUCUGAUUCCCACGUCCAAGCCGCGGUUCUUUGCUCAAAACAUCUUGGAAUCCACCUCAGAUUCCGCAGCGGAGGCCACGACUAUGAGGGCCUCUCUUACGUUUCCCAAAUCGAAACGCCUUUCGCCAUUGUAGACCUCGCCAAGCUUAGAUCAGUGGAAGUUGAAAUCCAACACAACACGGCGUGGAUACAAGCCGGGGCAACUGUGGGAGAAGUUUACUACAGAAUAUCACAGAAGAGUAAAGUCCAUGGAUUCCCAGCUGGGCUUUGUACAACUUUAGGCAUUGGUGGCCAUAUAACCGGUGGAGCCUAUGGCUCAAUGAUGAGAAAAUACGGUUUAGCAGCUGACAAUGUUCUUGAUGCUAAAAUCGUCGAUGUUAAUGGGAGGUUACUUGACCGUGCAGCCAUGGGAGAAGACCUUUUUUGGGCUAUCAAAGGUGGUGGAGGAGCGAGUUUUGGUGUCAUCCUAUGGUGGAAGAUAAGACUCGUACCGGUUCCCGCAACUGUGACAGUUUUUACCGUUAGUAGGACAUUGGAACAGGGGGCAACUAAGCUACUCUAUAAGUGGCAAAAUAUUGUGGACAAAAUGGAUGAAGAUUUGUUCAUAAGAGUACUUAUACAACCAAUGAGUGCAAAAACUACAAAUGAAAAGAGAACGAUUUCAACUUCUUACCAAGCUCUAUUUCUUGGUGGAACUGAUAGACUUGUUCAAGUUAUGUCUAAUAGUUUCCCUGAAUUGGGUUUGACAAGAAAAGAUUGUGUUGAAAUGAGCUGGAUUGAGUCUGUUGUUUACAUCUCAACAACAUACCCAAGUGGAGCUCCCAUUGAGGUUCUGCUCAAUCCAAAAACAACAUCAAAAUAUUCUUUUAAGGCCAAAUCAGACUUUGUGAAAAAUCCAAUACCUGAAAGUGGACUCGAAGGGAUUUGGCAACGGUUUUUGGUUGAAGAAAACCCUUUAACGAUUUUGACACCUUAUGGAGGAAUGAUGAGCAGGAUUCCGGAAUCUGCUACCCCAUUCCCUCACAGGAAAGGAAUCAUUUACAUGAUUCAGUACCUUUCUCUUUGGUUUGAUGGAGAAAAGAGCACUCAAAAGCAUGUGAAUUGGAUUAGGAAUCUUUAUGACUACAUGACUCCUUAUGUUACAAAUAAUCCAAGAGAAGCUUAUGUCAAUUAUAGGGAUCUUGAUUUGGGAAUGAACAAAAAAAGCAGUACAAAUGUGAUGGAAGCAAGUGUUUGGGGGAGUAAAUAUUUCAAGAGUAAUUUUCAAAGGCUUGUUUGGGUCAAAACCAAGGUUGACCCUGGAAACUUUUUCAGGCAUGAACAAAGUAUCCCUCCUAUGCCACGCUCUCUUUAAUGUCACCCUCUUCAAUCUCAAGAUUAAUGAAGAUAUUAUUACCAAAGCGCUAAACUUCAUCCAGUAUUGUAUUAAGUUAUAUAUGUUGUAGUUGAAAUAAUAUAUAUUUAUUUUUAGGAGUGUUAUGUAAAAUCUCACCUCACUUUGUGGUCUUACACACCUCAAAUGAGAUAAAAGAAACUUCACUGAAGCAAAUGGUUGUUUUGACUUUAUAUUGCUUGUUAUGUAACCUGAUGGUACUGAUAGAUUAGUGAAAAAAAUAAUAUUUUAAUGGCUUUGUUUA
Messenger RNA from Cannabis sativa, 1956 nucleotides. RefSeq names its product monolignol oxidoreductase AtBBE-like 13. The transcript has a single exon. The record is from RefSeq and is a predicted model, not a curated record. NCBI's taxonomy places the organism in Eukaryota, Viridiplantae, Streptophyta, Magnoliopsida, Rosales, Cannabaceae. Gene Ontology annotation, molecular function: oxidoreductase activity; FAD binding. Bases 33 to 1673 code for a protein of 546 amino acids.